Penicilliopsis zonata CBS 506.65 is the source of this 2076-nucleotide messenger RNA. RefSeq lists its product as hypothetical. NCBI's taxonomy places the organism in Eukaryota, Fungi, Ascomycota, Eurotiomycetes, Eurotiales, Aspergillaceae. Bases 1 to 2076 code for a protein of 691 amino acids. The record is from RefSeq and is a predicted model, not a curated record. The transcript has 2 exons.
AUGUUUGGCGAAGGUCGAGACGAGAGUUCGCCUGCCUACCUGGCGACGGCUGUCGUCGAUGAAGAGCACAAUCCCGAUCCCGACGCUUCCGAUGACGUCGGGGAGGACCAGGACGAGGUGUUCCAGCAGGCCCAGGGCGGCCUCCUGCCUGUCUGGCUGCGGGAAUCGUCGCGGUCCUUUCGCUGGAGAUGGGUGCCGCUGCCAUUGAGGAAGGCAGGGCGAGCCGUUGUUCGCUGGGUGAAGGGCCCUGUGCCGCCGCGCGAGCUGCUGCUGACGCCGCUGUGGCCGCGCGUGCAGGAGCUGCCUGUCCGCGGCCUGGAGAAACUGGCUCCCAAGCGGAGACAUAAGAUCGCUCUCUUGCUGUUGCUGUACGUUGCUUGGUUCUCGCCCUGGUUCUCCGUGGUGCUGCAUUCUCGGUCGUCGGGGUACAUUGAAGGGUAUGGGCGUCCGCAGACGCUGUCGUGUACAUCCAACCUAUGGGGGUUCGACAGUCGCUGCGGUCUCAAUGGCAAUAAUUGUCGCCCGUUUUCCUCUGCUACACUUCCCUUCCGCUGUCCGGCUGACUGUCGGGACACCAAGGUGUUGGAACCACACAUGGUCGGGAAUGUGUCGUAUAACUACCAGCCAUUUGUCAUCGGGGGACCCUCGCCUUCCAGUGAGGGGCCGGCUGUCUACCGAGCAGACAGUUUCAUCUGCCAGGCGGCCGUCCAUGCCGGGGUCAUCUCGGACGUCGUGGGCGGCUGCGGCGUUCUGAAGCUCGAGGGUGCCGCUCACUCGUAUCCAUCGAGCAAGCAACACGGCAUCCUUUCAGUGGGCUUCCCGUCGACAUUUCCCAAGUCUUAUAGUUUUGUGGAUCUGCAGUCCUCGCAGGCGACGUGCCCAAAGGACCCACGGUGGGAGGUGUUGGGUGUCACCGUCGCCGCACUGACGCUGCUCUGGCUGUUCUGCACCUCCCCGCCUGUCCUCUUCUUCAGCACGUUCUUCAUCCUCAUGGCCCAUGUUGGCCUGGUCUCUGAUCCGCCGUCAUACCCCAAUCUCACCGACCUUGUCUCGACCCUGCUUUCCCGGCUGCUACCGGCGUCCUUUGUCAUUUAUGUGCUCUACAAGUUUUGCGCGCGUCCGCUGCUGGCACCGCUCUCGUCGCCUGUCUACCAACUGACGAAGACAUUCUUGUACUUACCCAUGGCCUUUAUAGGCGCCUUGAACAACUACACCUUUGCCAAAUUGAUCCCGCUGCAGCGUCUGACGCCGCUGGAUAUCCAGCAGCAGCCGGGCGCGAAACUGGCAUUGGCGCUGGUCAUUCCGGUCAUAAUCUGCAUUGUGCUGGGUCAGGCAUGGCACAUCCGCGUCGGGGGCCUGAUGCCGCGCUAUUUGAAGAUCUACUGCACGAUGGGGUUGAUCAUCCUGAUUCUCCUGCCGUUGCCAGGUCUGCGCCUGCGCAUCCAUCACUACAUCCUGGGCAUCCUUCUCAUGCCGGGGACCGCCUUCCCGACCCGCCCGUCUCUGAUCUACCAGGGCCUGCUGCUCGGCUUGUUCGUCAACGGGGUUGCCCGGUGGGGGUUUGCCUCCAUCAUCGAGACGCCAGCCUCAUUGGGCGAGCGCGUUACCGGGCCGACGGGGCCUCACGGCUGGUGGGGGGCGACAUUUCCAAACAUCACGACUGCGUCCGUGCAAAUCAGCUUACCGGAUCCGCACCGCUCCGACGACACUUUCCUCGGUAACGGUAACAUCACGUUCGCCCUCUGGGAGCACCAGCGCAUGGCCGACCUGGGCGUCGACGGGGUGACAGUCCUGGUCAACGACGUGGAGCGGUACCGUGGUUACCUUGACGAACAUAAGAGCGGCGAGUUCACCUGGCACCGACGCGGACACCGCGGUCUAGAUCUGACCCAAGCGCCUGCACCAGAUAUGUUCCCGACGAGUUCCUCGACGGACUCCAUUGAGACCGAGGAUGAGGAGCCUGAGGAUCUCUUCUUCCGCUUCGCCUUCCUGCAGGGCUCGCAGGUGGGGGGGUACGGCGGCACGGGUGUCUGGCUUAAAGAUGGGGGAUGGAUCUCGCCGCCUCCCCCGAAGUGA